Messenger RNA from Auxenochlorella protothecoides, 1998 nucleotides. RefSeq names its product Long chain acyl-CoA synthetase 7, peroxisomal. The transcript has 6 exons. Gene Ontology annotation, cellular component: membrane; endoplasmic reticulum. Bases 1 to 1998 code for a protein of 665 amino acids. The record is from RefSeq and is a predicted model, not a curated record. Gene Ontology annotation, biological process: fatty acid metabolic process. Gene Ontology annotation, molecular function: long-chain fatty acid-CoA ligase activity. NCBI's taxonomy places the organism in Eukaryota, Viridiplantae, Chlorophyta, Trebouxiophyceae, Chlorellales, Chlorellaceae.
AUGUCUACCUUCCCUCCCCUGGAUGCGCAGUGCGUGGUACUUCCUGAGAAGCUCAACGCACCCGGCCCCUGGACGGUCCGCAGGAAUGCGAACUUUCCCGAAGCCCUGAUCGACUCCUUCGAUGGCGAGGAGAGCCACGUGAGGACCUGCUACGACCUGCUGGAGCACAGCGUGGUCAAGUACCCAGAUAGCCCGUACCUGGGCACCCGCAGCGUGGACGCGCGGGGCGCCCCCGGCCCCUACGCCUGGCUGUCGUACAGCCAGGUGGGCGAGGCCCGCACCCAGAUCGGGUCUGGGCUGGCGCACCUGGGCGUCCGCCCCGGCUCCAAUGUGGGCCUCUUCAGCACCAACUGCGCGGACUGGGUGCUGGUGGACGCCGCGCUGCACGCCUACGCCUGCGUCAGCGUGCCGCUGUACGACACCCUGGGAGCCGACGUGGUCCAGUUCGUCAACAACCACGCCGAGCUGGCGGCGGUGGCCUGCUCCGCGGCCACCUUGCCCGCGCUGCUGGAGACGCUGCCGGCCUCCCCCACCGUCGCCGUGGUAGUGGUGUACGCCGCGCCCGCCGGCUUCCGCAUGCCCGCCACGCCCCCCGGCUCCGCCGCGCGCCUGGUGUCGCUGGACCGGCUGCGCGCGCUGGGCAUGAAGCACCCCUCACCGCACGUGCCGCCCAGCCCGGCUGACACCGCGCUGAUCAACUACACCAGCGGCACCACGGGCAUGCCCAAGGGUGUGGUGCUCACGCACGCCAACAUCGUGGCCAGCAUCGCGGGGCAGAUCAGGUCCACCGCCGUCCUCGCCACCAUCGACGCCACGGAGCGCCACAUCUCCUACCUGCCCCUGGCCCACAUCUUCGAGCGCGUGACCUACAUGAGCGUCACCCACCGCGGCGGCGCCAUCGGCUUCUUCCGCGGCGACGUGCUGACGCUGCUGGAGGACAUCCAGGCCCUGCGCCCCACCUACUUCCCCUCCGUCCCGCGGCUGUGGAACCGCAUCUACGACCGGAUCAUGGCCCAGGUGGCGGCCAGCAGCCCGGUGAAGCGCAGGCUGUUCGAGACCGCAUACGCCUACAAAAAGCGGCACAUGGCGGCGGGGGACAUGACCGGGGGGCCCUGGGCGGGGUUCUGGAACCGCCUGGUCUUCAACAAGAUCAAGCAGGCGGUGGGAGGCGAGGUGAGGAUGAUGGUGAGCGGCGCCUCCGCCCUCUCCCCAGAGGUCUUCGAGUUCAUGCGCAUCGUCUUUGACUGCGUGGUCAUCGAGGGCUACGGCAUGACAGAGACGACGUCGGGGGCCACCAUCUCCAUCCCCGGCGACCCUGUGAUCGGGCACGUGGGCAUCCCCACCCCCGCCUGCGAGGUCAAGCUGGCCGACGUCCCCGAGAUGGGCUACACCAACGCAGACCUGCCGCGCCCGCGCGGCGAGAUCUGCGUGCGCGGCCCACUGCGCUUCAAGGAGUACUACAAGGACCCGGAGAACACUCGGGAGACGAUCGACGAGGAGGGGUGGCUGCACACCGGCGACAUCGGCACCUGGCUCCCCGGCGAGCGCCUGAAGAUCAUCGACCGCAAGAAGAACAUCUUCAAGCUGUCCCAGGGGGAGUACGUGGCGCCGGAGAAGAUCGAGAACAUCUACGUACGCUCCCCCUACGUCGCCCAGGUAUUCGUUCACGGCGACAGCCUGCGCUCCUGCAUCGUGGGCGUGGUGGUGCCGGACCCAGAGGUGCUCCUGCCCUGGGCCAAGCAGCGCGGACUGCCCCAGGACCUCGCCACGCUGUGCGAGGACGAGCAGGUGAAGGCCAUGAUCCAGAAGUCGCUGUCCGAGGAGGCGCGGGUGGCGAAGCUCAAGGGCUUCGAGCAGGUGGCCGACAUCGUGCUCACUCCCGUGCCCUUCUCCGUGGAGACUGGGACCAUGACCCCCACCUUCAAGCUGAAGCGGCCGCAGCUGAGGGAAGCCUAUGCCCCGGCCCUGGAGGCCAUGUAUGCCAGGCUCCCCAUGUGA